AUGUUCGGCCUCCGCCAGACUGUUCUCCUUGCCGUGGCCCUUUGCUGCGGCAGCCCGAGCGCUGCACUUGGUCCGGUCCAGCCGACCAAGGACUCCUUCUACACGCCCCCGGAGGGAUACGAGUGCGCGCUGCCGGGAACCAUACUCCGGAACCGAACGGUGCCCUCCUCGCUGGCCGUGUCCGGCGUGUCCGCGGCCUAUCAGCUGCUCUACCGCACGACGGACUCGUUUGGCGAGCCGCUGGCGACGGUCACUACAAUCCUCGUCCCGCGCAACAACGCGGACCCCACCAAGCUCCUGUCGUACCAGUUCGCCGAGGACGCCGCGUACCUCAACUGCGCCCCGUCCUACGUCAUGCAGUACUUCGCCGACUCGGGAGGCCCCUUUGGCACCCUCGUCAGCAAUCUGGAGCUGGGCCACCUCGGCGACGCGCUGAAGAAGGGCUGGUACGUGGCAGUGCCCGACUUUCUCGGACCCAAGUCGGCGUUCCUGGCCAAUACCCUGGCCGGCCACGCCGUCCUGGACGGGAUCCGGGCCGCGUUGCAAGCCGACGCGGUCAAGCUGUCCAAGGACGCGCGCGUCGCCCUCUGGGGCUACUCUGGCGGCAGCUUGGCAUCUGAGUUUGCCGCGGAGCUGCACCCGACGUAUGCGCCGGAGCUCAAGAUUGUGGGAGCCGCCCUGGGCGGGACGGUCCCGAGCAUCCUCAGCGUAUUCUACACCAUCAACAAGACCAUCUUUGCCGGGCUGAUCGCGACGGGCAUCGUGGGGCUCGCCGUCGAGUAUCCCGAGGUCGCGUCCCUCGUCGCGAGCCAAAUCAUCCCGGCCAAGGUCGACGUCAUCACCAAGAUCAGCUCGCAGUGUCUCGGCGCCAACGUGCUCACCUUUGCCAACCAGGAUCUCUUCUCCUACACCAAGGACCCCGACGUCUUCAACAGCGCACUCGUCAAGACGGUGACGGACGCCAACAACCCCGGCCACGCCACCCCCUCGACGCCCAUCUAUAUAUACAAGGGCGCAAAGGACCAGAUCAGCCCUGUGGCCGACACGGACCGGCUGGUCGACACGUACUGCGCCGCAGGGGCCACGGUGCAGUACCAGAGACUGCCCGACGCGGACCAUGUCGGUCUGAUGUUUUCGGGGGCCGCGGGCGCGCUGAGUUGGCUCAGUGAUCGGCUAGGCAAUGUUCCCGCUAAGCAGGGCUGUGUUCGGUCAACCGGGCCUUGA
Molecule: messenger RNA, 1224 nt
Organism: Cordyceps militaris CM01
Lineage: Eukaryota; Fungi; Ascomycota; Sordariomycetes; Hypocreales; Cordycipitaceae
Product: secretory lipase, putative
Exons: 1
Coding region: 1-1224 (407 amino acids)
Biological process (GO): lipid catabolic process
Molecular function (GO): triacylglycerol lipase activity
Source: RefSeq, a predicted model, not a curated record